Messenger RNA from Orycteropus afer afer, 972 nucleotides. Its product is annotated as olfactory receptor 5K1-like. Gene Ontology annotation, molecular function: odorant binding; G protein-coupled receptor activity; olfactory receptor activity. Gene Ontology annotation, biological process: sensory perception of smell; G protein-coupled receptor signaling pathway. Gene Ontology annotation, cellular component: membrane. The record is from RefSeq and is a predicted model, not a curated record. Lineage: Eukaryota; Metazoa; Chordata; Mammalia; Tubulidentata; Orycteropodidae.
AUGACAGAGGACAAUCACUCCUUCACAACUGAGUUUAUCCUCACAGGAUUUAUGGAUCACCCAGAUAAGAAGACUCUUCUGUUCAUGGUGUUCUUUACUAUCUAUCUGAUCACCAUGGUGGGGAAACUUGGUUUGGUGGCAUUGAUUUUCAUGGAACGCCAUCUUCACACACCCAUGUACAUCUUUCUGGGCAACCUGGCUCUGAUGGAUUCCUGCUGUUCCUGUGCCAUUAACCCCAAGAUGUUAGAGAACUUCUUUUCUGAGGACAGAACUAUUUCUCUCUAUGAAUGCAUGGCACAAUUUUAUUUUUUUUGCCUUGCUGAUACUGUGGACUGCUUUCUCCUGGCAGCAAUGGCUUAUGAUCGCUAUGUGGCAAUAUGCAGUCCACUGCAGUACCACACCAUGAUGUCGAAGCAACUCUGCAUUCAGAUGAUCAUAGGGGCUUACAUAGCUGGGAACCUGCAUUCCAUUAUCCAUGUAGUACUUCUAUUAAGGUUAACAUUCUGUGGAUCUCAUCAAAUCAAUCACUUUUAUUGUGAUGUUCUUCCUUUAUAUAGACUCUCUUGUGUUGAUCCUUAUAUCAAUCAACUGAUGAUACUUAUCUUUGCAGGAUCAAUUCAAAUCUCCACUAUUACCAUAGUCUUAAUAUCUUAUCUUUGCAUCCUUUUCACAAUUUUCAAAAUGAAAUCCAAAAAGGGAAGAGGAAAAGCCUUAUCUACUUGUGCAUCUCACUUUCUCUCUAUCUUGAUAUUCUACGGUUCUCUUCUGUUCAUAUACAUUUGGCCACAUUCAGUCAAAGAAGAGGAUAACGAUAUACCAGUUGCUAUUUUUUAUACUCUAGUAAUUCCUUUGUUAAACCCUUUUAUCUAUAGUCUAAGGAAUAAGGCAGUAAUAAAUGCUAUGAAAAGAAUUAUGAAGAGAAAACCUCAUAACAUUCUGAAACAAAUAUCCCCUAUGACAAAUCGAUUUUAA